Drosophila bipectinata is the source of this 595-nucleotide messenger RNA. Its product is annotated as histone H2A-like. Gene Ontology annotation, cellular component: chromatin; nucleosome. Gene Ontology annotation, biological process: heterochromatin formation. Gene Ontology annotation, molecular function: structural constituent of chromatin; DNA binding; protein heterodimerization activity. The record is from RefSeq and is a predicted model, not a curated record. NCBI's taxonomy places the organism in Eukaryota, Metazoa, Arthropoda, Insecta, Diptera, Drosophilidae.
AUGUGAAAUUAAUACGAUUCUACUUCAGUCUCUGACUAAACAUCAAACUGCAACGUUGGGUGUGAAGUAAAUUCCUGAAAUUAAAAAAAAUUGAUACUUUGGUGGAAGAAAGAAGUUUUCAAGGAAAAAAACUACAAAAAAUAUUCAAAAAAAUGCCUGGAGGGAAAAAAGAUGCAAAAGUGAGCGGAAAGGCCAAGUCCCGCUCGAGUCGUGCUGGAAUUCAGUUCCCGGUGGGGCGCAUUCACCGUAUGCUCCGUAAAGGAAACUACGCCGAUCGCAUUGGAGCUGGUGCUCCGGUUUACUUGGCCUCUGUUAUGGAGUAUCUGGCUGCUGAGCUUCUCGAGUUGGCUGGCAAUGCUGCUCGCGAUAAUAAGAAGACCAGGAUCAUUCCUCGUCAUCUGCAGUUGGCUAUCCGCAACGAUGAUGAGUUGAACAAGUUGCUACAACACGUUACUCUGGCUCAGGGUGGAGUGAUUCCUAAUAUCCAGACUGUGCUUUUGCCGAAGAAGACUGACAAGAAAGAUUAUAUUAUGAAUUUGGCUCAAAGCUCACAAAAGCCAAGCCACCAAGAUCAAUAAAGAUGCAUCAGGAAUAA